This is a messenger RNA of Monascus purpureus, 837 nucleotides long. Lineage: Eukaryota; Fungi; Ascomycota; Eurotiomycetes; Eurotiales; Aspergillaceae. The record is from the annotation of a GenBank genome assembly.
AUGCCAAUUCAUAAGGUCAGAGAACUCCAUGCCCUCCUAGAUUUGCCGGUUGUCGCCCGUUACUACAUCCGGAUCGGUGACGACCCAUUAACGGAAGAGCAAAAAGAACAUAACCGUAUAUCCCGCCACACUGCGGAGUUGAGUAUCGAAUUCAAUAGUAUUCAAUUGAAACUUUGCUGCCUCCUUGAUGAUAAGCUCUUCGUCGCCGAGAGCCUCCAAUAUGUCGCGUCAAAGAUGGCCGGCACUAAAAUUCAGACCGCGAGUCCUAAGAUCGAACGUAUGGAGACAAGACAGGGAUUAACAUUGAGUGAAAAGACGGAUAUCCUUAACGUCAGGCUCCGGGACGCCAGCUUGGGCCACCAAACCGAUAUAGAAACGCUGCGAAUGCUCAACAGAUAUCUUAUAUCCCAGGCUCACUGCAAGCCUAUGGAAUAUCCCGAAUCAGAUACACCGGAGCUCUUCUACCGCGCCUUCAAAUGUGGAAGCCAUGGCCGCCAUAGUGUGGAACUAGGUUUUCGUUCUUCUAAUCAGCCUCUGACUCCUCCUGUGUAUCAUGAUGGCACUCUACUCAACAGCUUGCUGGUGAACAAAGAUUCUUUGACGAACCAAUGCGAGGGAAAUUUGCCAUCAGAUCUUAUUCCGUUAUCUGACAGCCCGUCAAGGGUGUUGAAUAUUAUAAGAUCGUGGGACUACAGCGACAGAGAAGGAGACAUGAUAGCAGUAAUCAAUGUCUCAAAGCUUCUCGCGAUGCAAGUUCUUUUUAAUCGCACUACAACGCUAGCGGAGAAGCUUGAAAUGAACCUUUGGAACAGACUUACGUUCAGCCUGCAGCCCUAA